AUGGAUGGCUAUGGCCACCGACCGCUCAGCUUUUCAGACAGGAGAGCGAGUCUGUACUCAAGCGAGGAUGUCGUUAUGGGCAACGGAAACCACACGAUCAAGAUCCCUCAGCCUAGACCGCCCAGGGGACCGCCGACUCCCAGCAUGAGCACACCUGCUGCCGACUUCGACCAGACACUGACCGGAUCGCCACCGCCGCCUCCCACACCGGCGGCGUCGCCUGGUCCCACGCACGCGCAGCCUGACUGGAGCGACGCUGCGGACGACGAGGACAUCUUCCUGGCCCAGUGUCGCCAACACUUCCAGACCUGCAAUGGACCUCAACGAACACGCAUCUUGGCGGAUUUGUUGAACUUGUGCACAAGCCAGCAGCUGUCAUUUGUUCAUCAAUUCGUUAGCCCGCUGCUGAAGAAAGAUCCUUUCACCAGUCUUCCUGAUGAGUUAUGUCUUAGGAUUCUGUCAUUCAUCGACGACCCCAAGGUCCUGGCGAGAGCAUCCCAAGUAUCACGAAGGUGGAGAGACCUCCUCAGCGAUGACAUGACAUGGAAAAAUCUGUGCGUCAAACACGAUUACGGCCGUCGUCUGUCCGAGGUGGGUACCACGGUGCCUCUCUACGCCUCGAGGCCUGGAGCACAACCACUUGUCUCCUUGGACACCCCAUUUUCAAACCACAUGCACAGUUUCCCAGGGGCAUUGCCAACUGCGACCGGUAUGUCCGCUUCUAGGAGCCUGGACGGGUCGGACUCGAGCUCGCGUCCUAAGCUCAGGUCGUACAAGUCGCACUUCAAGCAGAGAUACUUGGUGGAUGCGGCAUGGCGAACUGGUGGUAAGGCUACCACGCGAGCUAUCACCCAGGAUGGCGGCGUCGUAACCAGUCUGCAUUUGACACCCCGGUACAUCAUUGUGGCUUUAGAUAAUGCCAAGAUCCACGUCUUUGAUACCGAAGGCAACGCGUUGCGAGUACUACAGGGCCACGUCAUGGGCGUAUGGGCUAUGGUCCCAUGGGAAGACAUCCUGGUCAGUGGCGGUUUGCGUUGUCUUAAGAUGUCCGACGCCAAGACCGCCAUCUCCGGCUCGAGAGAUACCACCCUUCGUGUCUGGAAUAUCGAGACUGGCGUCUGCCGCAACGUCCUUGUCGGUCAUCAAGCUAGUGUUCGAUGCUUGGAGAUCAAGGGAGAUAUAGUGGUGUCGGGCAGUUACGAUACUACCGCCAAAGUAUGGAGCAUAUCCGAAGGCAGGUGUCUCCACACACUUCAAGGCCACUACAGCCAGAUUUAUGCUAUUGCCUUUGACGGCGCGAGGGUGGCAACGGGCAGCUUGGACACAAGUGUUCGGAUUUGGAACGCAAACACUGGGGAAUGCCAGGCAGUCUUGCAAGGACACACGUCUCUGGUGGGCCAGCUGCAAAUGCGCGGAGACACCCUUGUCACGGGUGGCUCUGAUGGCUCGGUCCGGGUUUGGUCCCUCUCGAAGUUCGUCCCUAUUCACAGGCUGGCUGCCCACGAUAACAGCGUGACAAGCUUGCAAUUCGACGACACUCGUGUUGUCAGCGGCGGCAGUGACGGCCGUGUCAAAGUCUGGGACCUGAAGACGGGACACCUCGUUCGCGAACUGAUUGCUCAAGGCGAGGCCGUGUGGCGCGUGGCUUUUGAGGAUGAGAAAUGCGUGGCAAUGGCUCUCCGAAACAAUCGAACUAUUAUGGAGGUCUGGUCAUUCUCACCGCCGCCAGAGGAUGAGAGGCCAUUUGCGUUGAGAUCUCUUGAGGAACCUGACCGGCCGAAGAGCGCAUUACCCUUGGACUACAGACCACCGCAGCCAGCAUUGCUUCACAGCCUGGGCCCCCGUGACAGUGGAGUCGAAGAUGUUGACAUGAGAGACGCCGGCCCGUCAACCGCUCCCCUUCGGCAAGGCACCACUUUUUUCCACGACUGA
Diaporthe amygdali is the source of this 1932-nucleotide messenger RNA. RefSeq lists its product as uncharacterized. The record is from RefSeq and is a predicted model, not a curated record. The transcript is spliced from 5 exons. Gene Ontology annotation, molecular function: protein binding. Bases 1 to 1932 code for a protein of 643 amino acids. Lineage: Eukaryota; Fungi; Ascomycota; Sordariomycetes; Diaporthales; Diaporthaceae.